AUGGGUAGGAAUAAGACGGCUGCUCUGGGCUAUUUAAGGGAUCGGGUGCGGCGUAAGCUUCAAGGGUGGGACUCUAAAAUUCUCUCAAGGGCUGGUAAGGAAGUGUUACUUAAAUCUGUGGCUCAAGCUUUGCCUAGCUAUGCCAUGAGUGUUUUUUUACUUCCUUGGGAAAUAAGUAGAGAUAUUGAGAGCUUGUUGGCUAAGUUUUGGUGGAAAGGUUCAAGUGGUGAUGCAAGAGGCAUUUCUUGGAUGUCUUGGGAUAGGAUGUGUGACCACAAAAGUAAUGGGGGUAUGGGGUUUUGCAAUUUUAGAGAUUUCAAUUUAGCUCUCCUUGGAAAACAAGGACGAAGAUUCAUAACUAGGCCUAAUUCUCUUGCUUCUUGCAUCUUUAAAGCAAGGUAUUAUCCUAGGGGAAGUUUCUUUAAUGCGGAAUUGGGUAAUAACCCCAGUUUUGUGUGUCGUAGUGUGUGGGAGGCUCGUCCUUUAAUUCGGAAUGGGGUCAGAUGGUGUGUGGGGGAUGGUUCGGGAAUUAAUGUUUUGGGGGAACCGUGGUUACCUGAUCCGGAUAAUCCUUUUAUCAUUUCAGAUCACCCUGCUCUUCAGAAUGCAAAAUGGAAAGAAGGAUCAGGUGUUUAUUCGGUGAGAAGUGCAUAUCAGAUUUUGCAAGAAAGCAAAGGUCGGGGUGAUGAUGGGGCGGCUACAGGUUUUUGGAAGCAGUUAUGGGCACUAAAGAUACCUCCUAAAGUCAAAAAUCUGGUGUGGAGGGCUGGUGUUGCUUGUCUUCCAACGUUGGCUCAAUUAGUGACGAAAAGAGAGUCAGCUGAGAUGAGAUGUUUGAUUGCAACGUUGUGCUGGGCGAUUUGGGGGGCAAGAAAUGAUCGGAUAUGGCAGAAAAAAGUGGUGAGUGCUUCGGCUAUAGUGGCUUCAGCAAAAGGUUUUCUUGAUCAAUGGCAUAUUGCUCAAAAAUCUCAAAUUGAGACAUCUUGGUCUGGUUUACAGGUAAAGGAUGGGGUGGAGCAAUGGGCCAAACCUGUUGAAAAUAGUAUCAAGAUAAAUAUUGACGCGACUAUCUUUGAAGAACAACACCAUUUUGGUUUGGCAUGUGUGAUUAGAGACCAUAAUGGUUUUCUUUUGACUGCUCUCACGAGGUUGUUUCGAGGUGCUAUUCAUCGUAUGGUAGCUGAAGCUUUAAGCUUUAGAGAGGCUUUAAGUUGGCUCAAAACACACCAAAGACAUAUGGCCGUUAUUGAAACUGAUUGUUUGUUGGUUGUGCAAGCCUUGAGAAGUUCUAUUCAUACAAGUUCUCCGUUUGGUGAAAUUAUUACUAAAUGUAAGAAUUUACUUGCUCAAGUUAGAAAUGUUUCAUUUAAUUUUGUUAAACGGUCAGCUAAUGUAGUUGCUCAUGAAUUUGCUAGCAUCUAUGUUACAUCCUGA
Messenger RNA from Cannabis sativa, 1434 nucleotides. RefSeq lists its product as uncharacterized. The record is from RefSeq and is a predicted model, not a curated record. The transcript is spliced from 4 exons. Lineage: Eukaryota; Viridiplantae; Streptophyta; Magnoliopsida; Rosales; Cannabaceae. Gene Ontology annotation, molecular function: nucleic acid binding; RNA-DNA hybrid ribonuclease activity. Bases 1 to 1434 code for a protein of 477 amino acids.